Melospiza georgiana is the source of this 367-nucleotide messenger RNA. It is a transcript of the gene ASDURF, whose product is annotated as ASNSD1 upstream open reading frame. Lineage: Eukaryota; Metazoa; Chordata; Aves; Passeriformes; Passerellidae. Bases 74 to 349 code for a protein of 91 amino acids. The transcript has 4 exons. The record is from RefSeq and is a predicted model, not a curated record.
GUUCCGGUGUGCGUGUGUCGGAAGCGGGGCUGUCGCCGUUGCUGGGUGAGCGCGCCCGCUGCCCGCCGGGGCCAUGUCGGGGCGGCCGCCGCGGCUGGAGGAUGGGGAGAGCGCGGCGCUGCGCCACAAGGAGGAGCUGAGCCGAAGGAUUAAGGAGCAGAAGGUUGUAGUCGAUGAGCUUUCUAAUUUGAAGAAGAACCGGAAAGUUUAUAAGCAGCAACCCAACAGCAACAUAUUCUUCCUUGCAGACCGGACAGAAAUGCUGUCUCAGUCCAAAAACACAUUAGAUGAAUUAAAGAAGGCACAUCAGGAGCUGGAAAAUUCAGAAAAGGCUAAAAUCAAGAAGUAGUUGAUGUGAAUUCCCCGU